AUGGGAAGUUACACGUUUCGCUGGCCCCACGAUGCAAACGAGGUCUACGUGACGGGGACCUUCGAUGACUGGGGGAAAACUGUCCAGCUGGAGAAGAAAGGGGACUUUUUCGAGAAGGAGGUUCACUUGUCCCCGACGGACGAGAAGCUGCACUACAAGUUUGUUGUCGACGGCACUUGGACUACCGAUACGACUGCCCCAGAGGAAGACGACGGUAGUAACAAUAUCAACAACGUCCUUUAUCCCGAUCAGAUCCACGAAGAAUCCCAAUCAAUCCUCCAGAACGGUGCUCCAGUCAUGGCCGGAGUGACGCCCGACUCCACGACCGCUGCCCUGGCAGGUGGUGUGCCCAAAGAAUCCAGUAAGCAUAUCGUCGGGGAUGCCGCCUUUUCGUCGGCGGCCCCUGGGUCGACAACCGCCGAGCUGGCCAAGAAUGCUCCCUUCGAACAAAGAGCCAACGUGCCUGGGACCUUCCCCGCGACUCCCGGGCUUGAGAACGUGUCUAUCAACCCUAUCCCCGCCUCGAGCGGCACGGGCAACCCCAUCUCGUUGAAGCCCGGCGAGAAGGUCCCCCACCCCAGCACGUUCAACUCCAACACGAUCCAGUCCACUGCCCGGACGGACCAGGCUGGGUACGAACAGGAUGCCAGUCAUUCUUUGACGGGUGGUCAGACCAAGGGGGUCGGUGAGAGCACAGCCGCCGCCGCCGCUCCUCCGACAUCUAAGACCCUCAUUCCCGAGUCUAGCCUCCCCAUGGGCGAGGGCAGUCAGGGUGCCUCUGAUCCCGUCACGAUUCAGUCGGCUGCCCCUACGUCCACUACUGCCGCUCUCGCUGCCGGCGUUCCCCUCGAGUCUCAGAAGCAUCAGGCCAACGGCGGAGUGGGAUCGCCCGCGAGCGAGGUGCCCGACGUGGUGAAAGAUUCUCUUUCCAAGGCUCACGAGUCUCCGGAGGCCGCUGCCUACAAGCCGGCCGUGGAAGAGAAGAAAGACCUGGAGAGUGAGCUGCAGAAGGUGGUUCCCGUCGAGCAAUCGAGCGGAACUCCCGCGCCCGCCGUCACUGCCGCUACGACAGACAAGGCUCCCGGAGCGACUACGGAUCAAGCCCACAAAGCCUCGGCUGCUACGACAGAGGAGCCUCCCGCAGCUACGGGACCCCCGAUCGACACCACCCAGCUGUCUCCUCGCGCCACCACCCCGACCGAAGGGCCCACGGUGACUACCGGCCCCGAGGAAUCGGCAGUCCCCAAGGAACAGGGACCGGGUGCGCAGGAGCAGAAGGAUUUACCCGCUACUCCGGCUGACCAAACCAAGGGGAAUACCGGGGACAAGGCAGCCGCCGCGAACAACACCAAGAUGGAAAAUGCUUCGAAGGGUGCCGAGAACGGCGCCAAGGAUGCCGACAAGAACGGUGCCGACAAGAACAGUACGGGCAAGGAAGAAAAGAAGAAGCAGAACCGCGUGAGCGGGUUCUUCCACAAGCUCAAGGAGAAGUUGAAAUAG
This is a messenger RNA of Aspergillus melleus, 1500 nucleotides long. RefSeq names its product carbohydrate-binding module family 48 protein (gene CRP1). The transcript is spliced from 3 exons. Gene Ontology annotation, molecular function: protein kinase binding. The coding region runs from base 1 to 1500 and encodes 499 amino acids. Gene Ontology annotation, biological process: signal transduction. Gene Ontology annotation, cellular component: cytoplasm; nucleus; nucleotide-activated protein kinase complex. Lineage: Eukaryota; Fungi; Ascomycota; Eurotiomycetes; Eurotiales; Aspergillaceae. The record is from RefSeq and is a predicted model, not a curated record.